GUAGUCACGUGGUUUUAAACAUGGCUGCGCACCGCUGAAAGUCAUGCGAUAGCUCUUGGAUAUAAUUUCUUAUCUUCAUCUUUCAUAGUUGUUAUUUAUUUCCAGGUAUAUAAACGUUUGUCUUGAUAUAUACUGCCAACAAUAUUGUCAUGGACCCCGCCGGACAGCUACGAAAUUUGCGGGACUUCCUCCUCGUUUACAAUCGCAUGACGGAAAUCUGCUUCCAGCGAUGCACAAGCAAUUUCAAUUACAGAAAUCUGACGAUGGAUGAGGAGCGAUGUGCUGACAGUUGUGCUGGCAAAUUAAUAAGGACCAAUCAUCGUUUGAUGGGCACAUAUGUGCAGCUGAUGCCUGCGAUGGUGCAAAAGCGAAUGCAGGAGAUGGAGAGCAAAGCUGCAGAAAUGGCAAAAGCUGAAGCUGAAGCUGCAGCACAAGGAGGUGCUUUAUCAUUAGAAAAUCCAUCUACUGCCAUCACAGCAACAACGCCAAUGCUUGAGAGCCCAGAGAUACCUUCAGUGUCUAAUAAUCCAUCAGAUAUAAAGACAAAUGUCUUAGCUUUUGGACAAACACAAUCAUUGACAGAUGUGCCCACAGUACAAAACGAUUCACAAACCUUUAUAAAUGAGUCUUUAGAAGGACUAGUAGCACCAUCACCAGAGAUCUCAACAUCUUCUAGUGUACCUAAAAAAGAUGGAGGUCCUGUCUUGAGUGCAGUAGAAAAAUACAAUCUGAAUACCAGCAGUGUAGCAACCACAUCAUUUCCUGAAACAUGGUCUGAAGGGGGAGCAGGAACGAGCCCCCAAAAUCCAUCUUGAUCUGUGUCUUUUAAUAAACGUGCAUCAUGGAAAGAUCAUUUUUUUCAAUUUGACUUCUUUAUUCAUGAUUAAAUCUGUAUGUGGUA
This is a messenger RNA of Carassius auratus (goldfish), 901 nucleotides long. RefSeq names its product mitochondrial import inner membrane translocase subunit Tim10 B-like. The transcript has 3 exons. The record is from RefSeq and is a predicted model, not a curated record. Bases 150 to 815 code for a protein of 221 amino acids. Lineage: Eukaryota; Metazoa; Chordata; Actinopteri; Cypriniformes; Cyprinidae.